AAAACGUCACGUCCGGGGCAAGUGUGAGAGCGAGGAGGGGGUGGGGGCAGCGCGUGACCCCGUGAGGAAGACUUCGCCGACUGCGCAUCCCACCGCUCCUCACACACUCCUCACGCUGCUGCUUGCUCCGGCUGCUGCUGCUGCCGCCGCCGCCACCUUAACGAGGAGAAGGAGGCACGAUGCUGUCGAGGGGCUGCCUGGCGGGCCGGGCGUGUGUGGCGGGCCGCGUGUGUGUUGCCGGCGUGCGGGGCCUGAACACCAAGGAGACGGGGCGACCCCUAAUGCUCAACCCCCGUACCAACAAGGGCAUGGCGUUCACAAUCGCAGAGCGGCAGAUCCUCGGCCUGCAGGGUCUCAUCCCCCCGAAAGUCGAGAGCCAGGAUAUCCAGGCUGAUCGCUUUAAGGAGAACUUGGCUGGACUCUCUGAGCCACUGCAGAAGUACAUCUACGUGAUGGGCAUACAGGAGCGGAACGAGAAGCUCUUCUAUCGCAUCCUGCAGGAUGACAUUGAGCACCUGAUGCCAAUUGUGUACACGCCCACUGUGGGGCUCGCCUGCUCGCAGUACGGCCACAUCUUCCGCCGGCCAAAGGGUCUAUUCAUCAGUAUCAACGACAAGGGCCAUGUCCGUUCUGUCCUCGACAACUGGCACCGGCCCGAAGUUAAGGCAAUCGUGGUUACGGACGGCGAGCGCAUUCUGGGCCUGGGAGACCUGGGUGUGUACGGAAUGGGAAUCCCCGUGGGGAAGCUCUGCCUCUACACAGCCUGCGCCGGCAUCCGCCCCGAGUGCUGCCUGCCGGUGUGCAUCGACGUGGGCACUGACAACGAGUCCCUGCUGGAGGACCCCUUCUACAUGGGGCUCUACCAGAAGCGCGACCGCUCGGAGUGCUACGAUGAGCUCAUCGACGAGUUCAUGGAGGCCGUUGUCGAGAAGUACGGCUACAACACCCUGAUCCAGUUUGAAGACUUCGGGAACCACAACGCAUUCCGCCUCAUGCGCAAAUACCGCGAGAAAUACUGCACCUUCAACGAUGACAUCCAGGGAACGGCAGCGGUGGCACUGGCUGGGAUGCUGGCAGCGCAGAAGGUGACGGGGACAACGCUGUCGCAGAGCCGCUUCCUCUUCCUUGGCGCCGGGGAGGCGGCCACCGGCAUCGCAAAUCUAAUCGUGAUGGCGCUCACGGAGCAGGGCGUGCCACCCGUGGACGCAUAUGGGCAGGUGUGGAUGUACGACAAGCACGGCCUCAUGGUCAAGGGCCGACCAGCCGGCAUCGACCAUAACCAGGAGCUGUUUGCCCACGCGCCACCCUCUCAGCCGGUCACCUCCUUCCUGGAUGCGGUACAGCAGCUGAAGCCGACGGCUAUCAUCGGAGUGGCCGGUGCCGGGCGGCUCUUCACGCCGGAUGUCAUCUGCGCAAUGGCGGCGCUGAACGAGCGGCCAAUCAUCUUCGCGCUCAGCAACCCCACGACACAGGCGGAGUGUACAGCCGAGGAGGCCUACACUCUUACAGACGGGCGGUGCCUGUUUGCUAGUGGAAGCCCCUUCGACCCAGUCACUCUGCCGGACGGUCGCAUCUUCAGGCCUGGCCAGGGCAACAACGCGUACAUCUUUCCUGGCGUGGCCCUGGCUGUGAUUCUUUGCGGCGUGCGCCACAUUAAGGACAAGGUGUUCCUCGAGGCGGCCAAGACUCUGGCUGAGCAGGUGACCGAGGAGUCGCUGAGCCAAGGUCUCCUGUAUCCGCCCCUCUCCGACAUCCAGGAGGUGUCCAUCAACAUCGCCGUCAAGGUAUCCCAGUUCGUCUACGCCAACAACAUGGCGUUCCACUACCCGGAGCCGCACGACAAGGACGCAUACGUGCGCUCCAAGCUCUACACCACGGAGUACGAUUCCUUCCUGCCCGACAUCUACGACUGGCCCACGUCCCCACGCACGCCCAAACUCAACUAGAUGCCACGCUCCAGUGGCACGCAUGCACGUAUAUGCGGGCCCAGCGGCCCCUGCGUGUGGCACGGUUGCAGCAACGAUGCUGCAUCUGGGACGGGUGCCCCAGUGAGACGACUGUGACGCUCAGGGCGGUCUUUGAAUCAACGGGGCCUGAGCCCAGUACAGGCAAUGGCCACACACACACCCCUACACACCCCUACACAACCAUAUACACACCCGUAUACACCCAUCCACAGCUGUAUACACCCAUACACCCCCGUAUACACCCGUACACACCUGUAUACGCCCACACACGGGUGCGAACGGCUAUGUACGGAUGUGUACAGGUUGUACAUAUCCGUACAUAGCCGUUCACACCCGCACACUCCCGUUAACACCGUGACACACCCCGCCACACCUGUACACACAAUGACACACUCCUGCUCCGACACACCCUGAUACACUCCUGCUCCCACACACCCUGACACACUCCUGCUCUCAGACAUACACACUGGUACACUCCUGCUCCCUCAAUUACCUAUACCCAUCCUGAUACACGCCUACUUCCGCACACCGCGGUGGUGAGAUGUCAACUACCUCGCCUGGUACACAUGAGGUUGUGAGUUCAAUCCUGUCCCUGACGCCUGUAUAUUUGGAGUUUGCGUGUCUCUCUCGCGUGUAUUUUUCUCCGGGUCC
This is a messenger RNA of Petromyzon marinus (sea lamprey), 2618 nucleotides long. RefSeq names its product malic enzyme 2 (gene ME2). NCBI's taxonomy places the organism in Eukaryota, Metazoa, Chordata, Hyperoartia, Petromyzontiformes, Petromyzontidae. Gene Ontology annotation, cellular component: mitochondrion. Gene Ontology annotation, molecular function: NAD binding; malate dehydrogenase (decarboxylating) (NADP+) activity. Gene Ontology annotation, biological process: pyruvate metabolic process; malate metabolic process. The record is from RefSeq and is a predicted model, not a curated record.